GCGACCUCACCACGGUCAAGUUCGUUUUUCCUUAUUUCUCUAAAAAUAUUAUUUGUAGAGAGGAGUUAGGAAAAUAGCCAAAAUUGUAGAUAUUUUAGUUAAAUUAGAGGAAGAAAAAAUUAAAUUUUUCUCGUAAGAAGGUGGACUUUCAAUCCACCUGAAGAGGACAUUGUACUGUGUGUUCAGUUCUAAAAGGAUAACGAGUGUUGGUUUAUCUUUCGUUAUUUGUUUUAAACAAAUAUUUUACGCGAGUGGAAUAUCACGUUUUGUGUGGAUAAUUGUUUUGUUAAAUAUAAAGAUACAACUCAGCAGACGAAGGAUACAUCGUACCCGAUCGCCUGACAGAAAAAAGGAUAUUAUUAACACAAGAGUAGUGGUGCAACUUGAAUAAUACAAGAGUUUGAAGUGCUUAGAAAAAUUAAACAAGUGCUCGACGGGUGUCGUUUUGCUACGAUCAGCCGAAUAAUAUUGACUACCAUUAACACAUUAUUUUGGAUUCGAAACCGUUUUUCGUGUGAUUUUAUCCGAGAGGAAAAAUUAAACUAUUGAAACAGUUUUUACUUAGAUAACCAUCAAAACAUCACCUUCAUCACAAUUCUAACACAAAAUCAACAAAAAUGUUGUCGUUAAAAUCAUCAACGUAUAUUUUUCUAAUAUGUGCAUUGAUUGCCACACAACCAGUUCCAACAUGGAGUGCCCGAAGAUCCAGGAUAGAUACUCCAUCAGCUUCAAUUCGAAAUUCAGCUGCCGAAGCACCGGUCAAUGAUAAUGUAGCAACAGCAUCCGAUCAUGAUCCUCAGGUUACCGCGGCACAUGUCGAAGCUCCGGCAGCUUCUAGUGCGGAAACCAAUUUUGAAUUGCCUGCGGCUAGUGCAGCUGGUAGUAGUGAACAUGCCGCCCCCAGUGCUAAUAAGGAAGGUGCAGUAGAUACAGGAAGUGCUCAGGUUUAUGAGGAAUGCGAUCCAGAUAUGAUUGGUUUCGAAAUUAUUACGGGAUACGUAUUCUCAGCACCCGGUAAACUAUUAGAUUCACUGCCAGGAACCCUGAUGUUGACCGACUGUUUGGAGGCAUGCCAACAUAAUGAUUCGUGCAGCGCUGUUAAUUACGAGACCGGACUUUGUGUUCUUUUCUCAUCAAAUGCCGAUAAACUACCAGGUGCCCUUACAAAAUCACAAUUCCCAGUCUUUACAAUUUAUGCCCAGAAGUCAUGUUUGGCAAUUAGGCCAUGCGCUCGAGCAUGGUGUUUCGAUCGUGUGCAAGGCUACAAAUUAAAUGGCCUAAUCAAGCGUACGGCAACGGUUUCAUCACGUCGCGAUUGCCUGGAAUUAUGCUUGGGAGAAACUGAAUUCACAUGCCGAUCGGCAAACUUCUACCGUGCCACGGGUGCAUGCGAAUUGUCUGAAAUGGACCGUAUUACAUUGGCCGGAUCGAGUGCAUUCCAGCUUAAUGAUGGCGUUGAUUAUUUGGAAAACAACUGUGCCGAAGAGCCAAAUAAACUCUGUGAAUUUAAACGUUUGUCCGGACGUAUUCUGAAGACUGUCGAUAGCGUUUAUCAAGAUGUGGCCAGUAUUGAUGAAUGUCGGGAUUUGUGCUUGAACUCGCCAUACAGAUGCCACUCAUACGAUUACGGUGACACCGGAGAUAUGGUAUGCCGUCUCAGCCAUCACAGCCGUGCAACUCUAGCUGAUAUUCAAGAUCCCUACCUAGACGUACCAGAGGCUGCCACUUAUGAACUUUCAUCAUGCUACAAUGUAUCCAUUGAAUGCCGUGCCGGAGACAUGGUUGCACGUAUCCGUACCUCAAAACUCUUCGACGGAAAAGUAUACGCUAAAGGAUCACCAAAAUCAUGCUCAGUUGAUGUUAAGAACUCACUUGACUUUGAAUUGCGUAUGGGAUACCAAGACUUGGAAUGCAACGUGCGUCAAUCAGGAUCUGGACGUUACAUGAACGAUGUAGUCAUUCAGCAUCACGACACUAUUGUCACAUCCUCUGAUUUAGGCUUGGCUGUUACUUGUCAAUACGACUUGACCAAUAAGACUGUAUCCAAUGAAGUUGAUUUGGGAGUAACUGGUGAUAUUGAACCUGCAUUAUCCGAGGAAGUUAUUGUUGAUUCUCCCAACGUAAUCAUGAAGAUCACAUCACGCGAUGGUAAUGACAUUAUGCGCUCGGCUGAAGUUGGUGAUCCCUUGGCACUUAAAUUCGAAAUUUUGGAUGAACAAAGUCCCUAUGAAAUCUUCGUGCGUGAAUUGGUUGCCAUGGAUGGUAGCGAUAAUGCUGAAAUCACUCUUAUUGACUCCGACGGUUGCCCAACUGACCACUUCAUCAUGGGACCCAUUUACAAGAGCACAUCCACCGGCAAAAUACUUUUAUCUCAUUUUGAUGCCUUCAAAUUCCCAUCGUCGGAAGUAGUACAAUUCCGUGCUCUAGUCACUCCAUGUAUGCCAACAUGUGAACCAGUUCAGUGCGAUCAGGAAGAUAUCAGUGGUGAAUUGAAAUCACUCAUCUCGUUCGGUAGAAGGAAACGUUCCGUUAACGCUACAGAAUCGCAUAGAUCGCGCCGGGAAACCACCAGUAAACCAAGCCACGAAGACAUGCUUUUGGUGCAAUCAAUUCAAAUUACCGACAAAUUUGGUUUCGAGAAGCAACAAAUGGAUAAGGCCGGCAACAUCAACAGCAGCGAGACAGUAUUCAUGUCAAGUGAUGCCCAAGGAUUCUGUAUUAAUGCUAUCGGCCUGAUUGUUGCUGGCACUGUCUUCUUAUUAGCACAAUUAGCCGUUAUUGCAAUCUGGACAUACUUGCAUCAACGCCGUAGGAAACAACGUGCCUUCGCCGGUAGUGAAGCUAACUCCUCUUUUGCCCCAUCGUCCGUCCCAACACCCACACUUACAGGAAGCCGAGCUGAUUCGUUAUGUAAAUUGUACGACACAGGUUUUCCAGGCGGACGAAAUGGACGGCAAUUCUAGGUUUCUCAAGUCUUUAGAUCAUGUGGAAAAUUAUAUCUUUUUGUAAUGGUUCUAACUAACUAUAACUGACUAAAUUCACAAGUGAUUUUCCAAGCAAUAGGAUUUGUUUUUUGAUAGAACGUAUCUGAUUGGAAAUGUUAGAUUAGAUACGUGAGAUAAUAUGCUUUCUCCAUGCGUCUCCUUUUUUGAUAUGCCCGUUUUGGUCGUUCCAGACAAUUGGAGCGAUGAAAACGUUUAGGUAGUUCGUAUUUAAGCCAAGCUGUCGUGAAUGAAGGACAAAAAUUUCAUUUUUGACAGCCACACAAGCAUUUAUUAGACAUACGAUUUAGAACGAUUAAAUAUAAUUGAGACUUUAUUUAUUUGUCUGGGAACAUUGGAAUGAAUAUUUGAUCAAAACUAAGCUAAAUCAUAGAUUUCUGAAAACAUAAAAAACAAUCUUAAAUCAAUAGGAAAAUCCCAGUUACUAUCUAAUUACUCAUUUUAAGGUGCCGCGAAACAUCUAGCAAUAAUAGUUUAACAACUGAACCAUAACCAUAUUUUUAGCACUUAGAAUUCAGUUUGGUACUUGUACACUCAACACUAUUUCUUCUGAAAUAAUUAAACAGAAAGUUUAGAUUUAAAUUCAUCAGUGUCACAAAAUAUUUAGCAUUUCUUUUGAAACUAAGCAUUUUAAAUAAAAUGAAGGACAAUAUCCAUUUGAAUAGAAAUCAUCAUAACUUCCCCUGCUAUUUUUUCUAGGCGCGAAUGCUACGCGAUUCCCAGGCCUCAUAGAGCAAUUAUCAUAUUUUGCAUUUAUUUAACACAAUAAUAUUUAAUUUAUUUAAUUUUCUUGAAAAUGAAAGUCGUAUUUCAUCAUAUUCAAGAUCGGGAAAAAGGACGACUGACAUAAUAUUUAAAAAAAUCUUUAAACGAAAAAACCAACUUGCACAAAUUAUUAUAUUUUAAAUUAUUGCAAUGUAUACCCUCCUUUACCCCCCCCCCUCCCCCAUGUUCACGUAAAAACUAUAUUAGAAAAAAAUAAGACUUGAAAUUUUUAAGUGUGAGUGACUAAGUAAGUGAGAAAGUGAUAAGUUAUAGAGCAAUAAAUAAAAAUAAGAAAGCAUAAGAAAAACAAAUGUCAUAAAAUAUUUCAUAAAUAUUAAGUUAUAAUAAUAAAUUAUAAUGAGAGUUACAAUUAAACGUGCGAGUGUGUGAAGCGAGUAAGGUAUGCAUGAAAUUACUUCCCAUCCCUUCCUUAUUCCCAACUACGAUCCCUCUCCAGAAAAACGAACAAAGCUACAAACUACAUAUGUGCCUUUAAUAAUUUCGAUUUUUGUUUUAAAUAUUCAGCAUCGUCUUUACUUUGUACACUAUCAAAUCUACAAAGUAAAAUCGAUCUAAAUCCCAACAUAAAACGAUUUUAUAUUUAUUUCCCACAUCCACAUCAAACCCUGACUAAAGAAAAUUAAUUUUAUGGCAUUUAAAACAAAAAUAAACACAAAUAAAAGAUCAUUUGUCCCUUUUCCUGAGAUUGAUGGCCUCCAGCUAUAGCAAAAUAUAGAUGGCGACAUGAUAAGAAAAACUAUUCAUUCUAAAUAUCUUCAUUGACAUAAAAAAUUAUGUAUCUAAAAACAACGCGUAACUAUUUCAUUUCAACAUUAUAUAAUGCAAUACAUCAACUUUUAUAUGUAAUGAUAAUUAUUUUAGCCUUUAACAUGACGCAUUCAAAGAGAAAGUCGAAUAAAUUUCAAGAAAAGAUUAAAUAAUUAAUUUAAGAUAAAUUUUUGAAGAAUAUUUGAUGAAAACAAAACAUGAAGGAGACGACUUGAAAACGAUUUUUUUACAACUUCAAACAUCAUAUUAUGUUGAAAUUGUAAGAGAGAAGCUAAGUCUACUUUUAGAUAACAUUUUGGUAAUGACAAUUCAUUGAAUGAAUCUUCAAAAAGAAAGAUAAUUAGGACGACGACGAGGAGAAUACAAUAUAAACGAACACACAUACAUAUGACCUAUGUUAUAUAUGGCAAGUCUUUUUUCUUAAAUUUUUGUAAUAAAAUGCGAGAAAAAUAUAUAAUUUAAUGAAAAAUAAUUGUCAGAGUUUUAUUUUAAUUUUA
This is a messenger RNA of Hermetia illucens (black soldier fly), 5053 nucleotides long. RefSeq lists its product as uncharacterized. The coding region runs from base 618 to 2963 and encodes 781 amino acids. The record is from RefSeq and is a predicted model, not a curated record. The transcript has 10 exons. NCBI's taxonomy places the organism in Eukaryota, Metazoa, Arthropoda, Insecta, Diptera, Stratiomyidae.